GGUGAGGUCGGAAAGUGGUGACUUUGCCUUGUAAAACGCUUUGAGAGCUGAGGCUGAAAAGUUGUGUAUGGGGAAAUUAGGGCUUGAAAGGAAGUAAUUUUUUUGGGCGGUGCAUGACUAAGGCGGCGGGCUGAAAGGGUUAACUAAUUGCCAUUAAAAAUUACAGUCGACAUUUUCUUCUCGGAUGGCAGGGAACUGGCGUGCCGCCGGUCCCCAGUGAGAGCGGGGGGUGCCUUGCCCGCACGGCCGAGAAGGGGCCGGGACUCUUCCAGCCCCAGUGGCUGCCGAGAGCCGGCGGCGGUGCGUCGGGGGAAAGGCAAGGGUCGGAGAUGUUCCCCGAAGGGCCAGUAAAAACAAAAACCCUCCUCAACUUGGGGAAAGGGGAGAAGACACCGCCUCUCUUGAGAAGGGAAAAAAGAAGAAGAAAAAAAAAUAAAGGUAAAUAUAGAAAAGCCCCGCGGCACACCGCAACGCGCGGAGGUGAAGCGCGCUCCCGCCGGCCCGCUCACUGCCACCUCUCGGUGGCCGGUCCCCGCUCGGUCCCCGCUGUGUCCCCGCGUCGCCCGCGCCCCCCGCGGCCCUCCGGGCCCGCCCGGCCGCUGACGGCGCCGCUCUCGGCGCAGGCGCAUCCGGGGCGCGGGGGGGCCGGAGCGGCGCCGCGCCCUCGCUCCGCGUCCCGGGCGGUGUCUCAGCGCAGCCAUGUCUGGCGGCGCGGGGCGGCGAGGCGCGCUCGGGCGGCGGCGCCCUCUGUGAGGCGGCGGCGGCGGCGGACGAGCGGCGGCGGCGGGCAUCCAUGUCGGCGGGCAGGGAUUAGCGCGGCGGGCACCCAGCCGAGCGGAGGGGGCGGCCGGCCCGUCGCCCCCUUCCCGCGGGGUCUCCGGCGGGAGCGAGCCAUACCCGGCUGGCGGGGGCGGGUGGACAUGGCUGACCGGAGCGCGCCGAGCUGCCACCUGCGGCUGGAGUGGGUCUACGGCUACCGGGGUCAUCAGUGCCGCAACAACCUCUACUACACGGCCGCCAAAGAGAUCGUCUACUUCGUGGCGGGGGUCGGCGUGGUCUACAGCCCCCGGGAGCACCGGCAGAAAUUCUACCUGGGGCACCAGGACGACAUCAUCAGCCUUGCUUUGCACCCCGAACGUGUGUUGGUGGCAACAGGUCAAGUUGGGAAGGAGCCAUACAUCUGUGUGUGGGAUUCAUACACUGUGCAAACUGUGUCUGUUCUGAAAGACGUUCACACACAUGGCAUAGCUUGCUUGGCCUUUGAUUUAGAUGGUCAGCGUUUGGUCUCGGUUGGUUUGGAUUCGAAAAACACAGUUUGUGUAUGGGACUGGAGAAAAGGAAAAUUGUUAUCAAUGGCUCCUGGUCAUACAGACAGAAUAUUUGAUAUUUCUUGGGAUUUAUACCAGCCAAACAAACUCGUCAGCUGUGGUGUAAAACACAUCAAGUUCUGGAGCUUGUGUGGCAAUUCCUUGACACCAAAACGUGGUGUCUUUGGCAAGACCGGUGAUCUCCAGACUAUCUUGUGCCUGGCCUGUGCAAGGGACGAAGUGACGUAUUCCGGUGCACUGAAUGGAGAUAUUUAUGUGUGGAAAGGGAUCAACCUUGUACGGACAAUCCAGGGAGCCCAUGCUGCAGGAAUUUUCAGCAUGAAUGCGUGUGAAGAGGGGUUUGCCACUGGUGGCAGGGAUGGCUGCGUUCGCUUGUGGGACUUAAAUUUUAAACCAAUUACUGUGAUUGAUCUCAGGGAAACAGACCAGGGGUAUAAAGGUCUCUCUGUAAGAAGUGUUUGCUGGAGAGGAGACCAUAUACUCGUUGGGACACAAGAUAGUGAAAUUUUUGAAAUUGUGGUGCAUGAGCGUAAUAAGCCUUUCCUGAUAAUGCAGGGGCACUGUGAAGGAGAGCUGUGGGCUCUGGCUGUCCAUCCUACAAAACCCCUGGCCAUGACUGGAAGCGAUGAUCGAUCAGUCAGAAUCUGGAGUUUAAUAGACCAUGCUCUGAUUGCCCGGUGCAACAUGGAGGAGCCCAUUCGCUGUGCCGCCGUCAGUACCGAUGGAAUUCAUCUUGCUCUUGGAAUGAAGGAUGGCUCUUUCACCGUGCUUCGAGUCAGAGAUAUGACUGAGGUUGUUCAUAUCAAAGACAGGAAAGAAGCUAUUCAUGAACUCAAAUAUUCUCCAGAUGGGAAUUUCCUAGCUGUUGGCUCCAAUGACAGCUCUGUGGAUAUAUAUGGUGUUGUUCAGCGAUACAAGAAAGUUGGGGAAUGUAUUGGAUCCUUAAGCUUCAUCACACAUAUGGAUUGGUCUUCAGACAGUAAAUACUUACAAACCAAUGAUGGCAAUGGAAAGAGACUUUUUUACAGAAUGCCAGGUGGAAAAGAAGUAACAAACAAGGAGGAAUUGAAAGGCAUUCAGUGGGCAUCAUGGACCUGUGUUUCUGGCCUUGAAGUUAAUGGAAUCUGGCCCAAAUAUUCCGAUAUAAAUGAUAUAAAUUCUGUGGAUGCAAAUUUUAUUGGUCAAGUUAUGGUUACAGCUGAUGAUUACGGAAUAGUAAAGCUCUUUCGAUACCCGUGCCUAAGAAAAGGAGCAAAGUUUAAAAAAUAUCUUGGUCAUUCUGCUCACGUGACAAACGUCAGAUGGUCGCACGAUCACCAGUGGGUUGUCUCCAUCGGGGGAGCUGAUCAUUCUGUCUUUCAGUGGAAGUUUGUCCCCGACCGCAAGUUGAAGGACACUCUUCAUAUAGCACCCCAAGAGAGUCUGGUUGAUUCUAAUAGUGAUGAAUCAGAUUCAGAUCAGUCUGAUGUUCCAGAGCUGGACUCUGAAAUUGAACAAGAGACACAGAUCACCUAUCGUCGACAGGUUUACAAAGAAGAUCUACCUCAACUUAAAGAGCAAUGCAAAGAAAAAAGAAAAAGUGCAGCUUCGAAGAGACGUGAACGAGCCCCAGGGAACAGCAUAAGACUACAUUUUGUUCAUGGUUACAGAGGCUACGACUGCCGAAGCAAUCUCUUCUACACGCAGACGGGUGAGAUCGUGUACCAUGUGGCAGCCGUGGGCGUGGUGUACAACCGGCAGCAGAACACACAGCGCUUCUAUCUGGGUCACGAUGAUGACAUCCUCUGCCUUGCUAUUCAUCCCUUAAAGGACUACGUGGCAACAGGCCAGGUUGGUCGAGAUUCCUCAAUACACAUUUGGGAUACAGAAACAAUAAAGCCACUCUCAGUAUUAAAGGGCUAUCACCAGUAUGGUGUUUGUGCUGUUGAUUUUUCAGCGGAUGGGAAACGAUUGGCUUCUGUUGGAAUAGAUGAUAAUCACACUAUUGUACUCUGGGAUUGGAAGAAAGGAGAAAAGCUUUCAGCAGUGAGGGGAAGCAAAGAUAAGAUUUUUGUUGUUAAGAUUAAUCCUUACAUGCCUGAUAAAUUGAUUACAGUUGGAAUUAAACACAUGAAAUUCUGGCGGAGAGCAGGAGGAGGACUAAUUGGGAGAAAAGGCUGCAUAGGUGCGUUGGGAAGAACUGACACAAUGAUGUGUGCAGUGUAUGGCUGGACAGAAGAGAUGGCGUUCUCUGGAACCUCCACGGGGGAUGUGUGUAUUUGGAGAGAUGUGUUUCUCAUAAAAACUGUCAAAGCACAUGAUGGUCCUGUGUUCAGCAUGCACGCAUUGGAAAAAGGAUUUGUCACUGGAGGAAAGGACGGGGUGGUAGCUCUCUGGGAUGAUACCUUUGAACGUUGUCUCAAAACCUAUGCCAUCAAAAGGGCUGCUCUGGCUCCUGGAUCCAAAGGUCUCCUCUUAGAAGAUAAUCCUUCUAUACGUGCCAUAUCAUUAGGACAUGGUCAUAUUCUAGUGGGCACAAAGAAUGGUGAAAUAUUGGAGGUGGAUAAAAGUGGACCAAUAACUCUGCUGGUUCAGGGUCACAUGGAGGGGGAAGUUUGGGGUCUAGCUACUCAUCCUCAUUUACCUAUUUGUGCCACUGUAAGUGAUGACAAAACCUUAAGAAUAUGGGAUUUAUCUCCUAGCCAUUGUAUGUUAGCUGUUCGCAAAUUGAAAAAGGGAGGCAGAUGUUGCUGCUUUUCUCCUGAUGGAAAAGCAUUAGCUGUUGGUCUCAAUGAUGGAAGUUUUUUGAUAGUUAAUGCCGAUACCCUGGAAGAUUUGGUCUCUUUCCAGCACAGGAAAGAUGUUAUUUCAGAAAUCAGAUUUUCUCCUGGGGCUGGAAAGUACUUAGCUGUGGCAUCCUGUGACAACUUUGUAGAUAUUUACAAUGUAAUGAGCAGUAAAAGAGUAGGAAUCUGCAAGGGAGCCUCCAGCUAUAUCACACACAUGGACUGGGACAUAAGAGGAAAACUUUUGCAAGUCAACACUGGUGCUAAAGAGCAGCUGUUUUUUGAAGCUCCUCGGGGGAAAAAGCAGACUAUCCCGAGUUUGGAGGUAGAAAAGAUUGGCUGGGCAUCAUGGACAAGUGUUUUGGGCUCUUGCUGUGAAGGGAUCUGGCCCAUAAUUGGUGAAGUCACAGAUGUAACUGCUUCAUGCCUCACUAGUGAUAGUAAAGUAUUAGCCACAGGAGAUGAUUUUGGAUUUGUGAAACUGUUUCGAUACCCUGCUAAAGGAAAGUUUGGAAAAUUUAAGAGGUACGUUGCUCACAGCACCCAUGUGACAAAUGUGCGUUGGACCUACGAUGACAGUUUGUUGGUGACUGUUGGGGGAGCAGACACCUCCUUAAUGCUGUGGACUUAUGAGAUGGAAGGACAUCGGGACAGCAGGCAGUGUGACAGUGAGGAGUCUGAUCUAGAUUCUGAAGAGGAUGGAGGUUAUGACAGUGAUGUGACAAGAGAAAAUGAAAUUAAUUACACCAUCAAAGCCUUAUCAACAAACAUCAGACCAAUGUUUGGAAUUAAGCCUCAUCUGCAACAAAAGGAGCCAACCUUAGAUGAAAGGCAGGGGGUAGUAAGAGGUUCCAGACCACCAGUUAGUAGGGCAUUGCCUCAGCCGGAGAAACUUCAGACAAAUAAUGUGGGGAAAAAAAAGAGACCCAUAGAGGACCUAAUUUUGGAGCUGGUAUUUGGGUAUCGAGGCAAGGACUGCAGGAACAACGUGCACUAUUUGAAUGAUGGUGCCGAUGUAAUUUAUCACACUGCAUCUAUUGGCAUCUUGUAUAAUGUGGCAACAGGCUCUCAGUCAUUUUACCAGGAACAUAAUGAUGAUAUUUUGUGCCUCACUGUGAAUCAGCACCCCAAGUUUACCAACAUAGUGGCAACUGGCCAAGUAGGAGACUCAGCAGAUAUGUCAGCUACAGCUCCUUCUAUUCACGUGUGGGAUGCAAUGAACAAGCAGACGCUGUCGGUACUGCGGUGCUACCAUUCCAAGGGCGUUUGCUCCGUCAGUUUCAGUGCCACUGGCAAACUGCUGCUGUCCGUAGGGCUGGAUCCCGAACACACCAUUACCAUUUGGAAGUGGCAGGAAGGUGCCAAAAUUGCCAGCCGAGCUGGUCAUAACCAGCGUAUAUUUGUAGCAGAAUUCAGACCAGAUUCAGAUACACAGUUUGUUUCUGUGGGAGUAAAACAUGUAAGGUUCUGGACACUGGCUGGAAGAGCUCUCCUCAGUAAAAAAGGGCUGCUGAGCUCCAUAGAAGAUGCCCGCAUGCAGACUAUGCUUUCUGUAGCUUUUGGAGCGAAUAACUUGACAUUUACAGGUACUAUCAGUGGAGAUGUUUGUGUUUGGAAAGAUCAUGUGUUGAUACGAAUUGUGGCCAAGGCUCACAACGGACCUGUGUUCACCAUGUACACCACACUAAGGGAUGGUUUGAUUGUAACAGGAGGCAAGGAAAGGCCUUCAAAGGAAGGAGGAGCAGUCAAGCUAUGGGACCAGGAGCUGAAACGAUGUCGUGCCUUCAGACUCGAGACAGGACAAAUGACAGACUGUGUUCGCUCUGUUUGUAGAGGCAAGGGCAAAAUUCUUGUUGGGACAAGAAAUGCUGAAAUAAUUGAAGUUGGAGAGAAAAAUGCUGCAUGUAACAUUCUAAUUAAUGGUCAUAUGGAUGGACCCAUCUGGGGCCUAGCAACACAUCCAUCCAGAGACUUUUUCCUUUCUGCUGCAGAAGAUGGCACAGUAAGACUCUGGGAUAUUGCUGAAAAGAAGAUGCUGAACAAAGUCAGCUUAGGACAUGCAGCUCGUACUGUUUGUUACAGCCCAGAAGGUGAUAUGGUAGCUAUUGGCAUGAAAAAUGGAGAAUUUAUUAUCCUGCUUGUGACCUCUCUAAAAAUUUGGGGGAAAAAAAGGGACAGAAGAUCAGCAAUUCAAGAUAUCAGGUUUAGCCCAGAUUCUCGUUACCUAGCAGUCGGUUCCAGUGAGAAUGCAGUGGAUUUUUAUGAUCUGACUUUGGGUCCCACACUAAAUCGAAUCAGCUAUUGCAAGGAUAUCCCAAGUUUUGUGAUCCAGAUGGACUUCUCUGCUGAUAGCUCUUAUCUCCAGGUCUCUACGGGGUCUUACAAAAGGCAAGUGUAUGAAGUGCCUUCAGGAAAGCAGCUUGUGGACCAGGCUGUGAUUGACAGAAUAACAUGGGCUACUUGGACAAGUGUUCUUGGGGAUGAAGUAAUUGGAAUCUGGUCCAGGCAUGCUGAAAAAGCUGAUGUGAACUGUGCUUGUGUCUCUCACUCGGGAAUCAAUCUCGUAACAGGCGAUGAUUUUGGCAUGGUCAAACUGUUUGACUUUCCAUGUCCUGAAAAAUUUGCAAAACACAAACGAUUUUUAGGUCACUCUGCCCACUUAACAAAUAUUCGAUUCACAAGUGGAGACAGAUACGUGGUCAGUGCUGGAGGGGACGACUGCAGCUUAUUUGUUUGGAAGUGUGUGCAUAUGCCUCAUUGAGAGAGACAUGGAGACUUGCAAAGAGGAAACUGCAUGAAGUACCAGGCAUGAAACACCCAGGAUUGCAAUGUGACAUUCUACUGUGCCCUGCAUGCGUAAGAAGUGACCCAAGACACAGAGCAGUCUGUCUCUGACAGACAGGACCUGGAGUCUGCCAGAAAGAUGGACACACUGAGGCUGCUAGUUUUGCUUCAGUGUCAGAUAAUCUGGGUUUGUAUUCCACUCACUGCCAGAUGUUGAAAACAAAAUAUGUGGAUGAAAGGAAAAAGUGAAUUGUUAAUCAAUGUACAGUUUCACAGCAAGUCCUUGGGGUUUUAAUCAAGAGAUGCUAUUUCUGACCUAGUGCUGUACAUUGAUCUAUUUUCAGCAUGAAUGUUUUUCCUUUAAGUUUUGAGAUCUAAAUAGCAUAGGUAAAAAGAGUAUUCCAUAUUUUAUUACUGGGAGAGACCAUAUAUUAACUCUUAAAUAUAUAGUAUUUUAAUAAAUGUUUAAUUAUUAUAAUAGAAAUUAUAUUUCUAUGGCUGGUCAAAAGGAAACAUCAUAUCUGAUGAAGCAGAAAAUAAUAGAGUUGAUUCCUUAUGACUGAAAUAUUUCUGUAUUUAGAGGCCUGGGUCACAGUCAUGUCUGGUGAAGGCCGUUGGAUAUGCAUGAUCUUCAUGGCUAAUUUAGUGUUUUUGUUGCACUUAAACAUUAAAUUAGUUCUAUGAGCAAAAAUAGAUUUGCUCACUUUGCGAGUGCCUUGCCCACUACCUAAAAGUCUAACUCCAAUUUUUGCCUUGUGAAUAAAAGUAUUCUCAGAGGAAGAGAGAUUAUUGCUGUGUUACUUGACUGGGCUGUGAGCCUCUCUGCUGGAAAUGAGGACCACGGUGAGGAUUUUGUAGUCUUCUUGUCGAUAAAAUUUGGGAUGUCAGCAGUGGCAAAAAUAGAAUUUCAGAGCAAUAUGAAUUGAUUUUAUUUUCUCAGCAUCAUAGGGGAGAUUCAGAGUGAACUUUCCGAGCAUUAUAUUUUAUACAUUUGAACUUUUUAAUAGAGUUAGGACUAGCUGGGAGAUGUCUCUAUUCAGAUUUCUCUUCUGACUGUAAAAAAUGUCCAGCCAUCUGCUUCUUUGAAUGGACCUGCUGUCACCUCGAGCAUUUAUUCUAUCCUGCAACGUAACUGAGAUUCUAAGUUGGAGAAACAUUUCAGUGAUAAUAAAAUCCUGAACAAAGCUGUGUUUUGGGUACAAGUGAGGAAGGUUUCAUCAGCUGUUUGUCUAAGUCAUGCCAUAGAGAGGCAUUACAGACAGUUAAUUUUCAUGCAAUAUAGCAGGGAUCAAAAAUCACUAAUUAUCAGCACUGCUCUCAUUGUGGCAUUCUGCUGUGAACAGAAAGCUCUCUUUCUGUGUAAGCCAGCAUUGCUUUGACAGUGGCACUUGUUUAGGUCAGUCAAGAGGCUUUGGUAUUUUUCAUCUCUUGCGUUUUCUUAUGCCAGAUGAAAAAGAAAUAAACCUCAUCUCUUCUUGUAAUCAUCUUGUGUACGUGUUGGUUACAGAGGGAAUGGGAGGACUUGCAGGUAGAAGAGAAGGAGGAGAAAAGUUACAGAACCAAACUUUUGUGCUCUCCUUGUUAUGUGCUAUACAAAACCUAGUUACCCAACUGUCUUAGCUAAUAUAUUUUAUAUAUCAAUCUGUAAUGAAUAUUUAUUUUAAAGAAGUUGAUGAACUAAACAGUUAUCAGGUUUCUCAGCAUGAUGGUUCUCAGCAAAGUCUUGCCAGUCAUGCAGCUGCUAUUCUACAGGAGCAAAAACUCAGAGGAUCUGGUCAUGAGUGUACAGGGAGAUUUUGGCAGUAAUGUUUUUGAGUUUAAGAGAAUUGCAAAUGAGAGUUGUGAUGUAUCUCAUAACCUUGUUCUUGUCUGUCUGUUAUACAUGAAAAUUAGUCUCUAGUGUUUAUAUCUUCUCUUUACCAGAGAAAUGGUUUGCAGUGUGCUCUUUUGUGGCUGUGAUUCUGUCCCUUAUUAAACACAUCUGUGCAGGACUUUCACACUUGAAUAAGAUUUUUCCUGCCUCUAUUUUAAAGUUGCCUUUCCUUGGAUCAAGAUGGAUGACUUUGAAGAGCUCACUCAUAGUCUGUCCUCCUUAGACUGCCAGAUCAAAGUCCAUAUUUUUGUCUCUGAGUUUUCCCCAUAAAAUCCUAGGCUCUGCGAGCUCUUCUGUCGGCCUUCACCCAGUGAAGGAGGUAUGUGGAUCAAGAGGGUUUGUUCCUCAAAUCCCUGUCACUGAUCCUCUUCUCCUCCCUCCUCCUCCCUCCCUCCUUCAUGAACGCUGUGCCUCUCCACUGAUAAUUUGUCCAUUGGUGCUUUUCCCCUGAGGAAUCCCAAAGGCCACACCAGAGCUGAAGGAUGGACAGAAAGGGGUGGGACGGAUCGGGCUGAGGGCUGCAGCCUCCAGGUCUCCCUGCUUCUUCAUUCUCUUCCAAACCUCACCGCUGCUGGAAAGGGCUGGGAUGGGAGCUGGAAGCUGAGGAGCUCUUUAAAAACCAAACUGCCAUCAUUGUUCCUCCUCCUGCAGCCUGUUUUGGUAGCCAGUGUUUUCCCUGGUGAAACUGCUCUGUGGUUUGCCAGGUAAAAAUGGGGGCAGCCAGCUGGGAAUGAUCUCAAAUGUUGAGGAGAAGAGUGAGCAGAGCCUCAGUCGCAGUUUGGAGCAUAAAGUAGCUGUGAUUCUGAGCUGGCUGGCAGCAUGGUCCAAGCUGGCAGCUUUCUGGUGUUCUUGGUCUUUUUGUCUGUGAUGGUGCUUGCUACUGUGCCUCAUUUGCUGUUUACAUUAAAUGCUACUGUAGUAACUUGCUAAUUGUUGCCACCCAUGGUCAAAGCAUGUGUACAUGGGAACAGGCGCCUGCUCUGAUGGGCAGUGGGAGCUCGAGGCUGGAUGCUCCACACAGAAGUCAGAGGAGGACAGAACCCCAUAGGAUAGGUCAGGAAAGAAGCUGGAAAGUGGAGGGACUAGUGACAGCCUUUCAUCUGGAAGCAUCAGAGCGAACGGAGAGCAGGAGGGCUUUGCCUGAAGCUGGAGAAAAUCUCUUCUGCACCAGGAUAGGGGAGGCAAAAGGUCUUUGUGUAAUUUAAUAACUUACAGUGGAUGAUUUUUUUACUGGAGCUUGUCUUUUUGGUUAGCAGCAAACAUACAUUUUUAGAAUCUUUACUCAGCAAUAUUUUUUGGUAAUAAAAGAAAUUAACUAGAGAACUAUAUAAAAAAUCAAAUAACAUUUUAGUUAAUAAAAUAAAUAUGCCCUUGAAAGCUAAUAAACAUAAUUAGGAAAAAAGAGAAUAAGGAGAAUCCAGCUCCUAGGAGCAAGGAAAUAUAAAAAAAAUUCCACAUUUAGAACUGAAAGUUGCCAUAUUGCCAUAGUGCAGUCAGGUUAAUGCUAACCUGGACUUGUGCCAUCAGAAAGCAGGUCCAUUCCAGGUGAGACAUCUCCUCAGUCUAAAAUAAGACCAAAAUAAAGCACUUCAGUACCAAGAGCAGGGCUUUGAUAGCAUUCAGGAGUGGCUUAGUUUAAAACCAUGAUCCAGUUCUCUCAGCUGCUGCCUGAAGCACCUGAGCCCCACUGUUUGAGCUGCCAGUUUGCCAAGAGACCCAGCUCCCCUGAGCCGCCCCAAGCACGGCCGUGCAGCACCUCCCCUGCCUCGGGAUCCUACCCAGCCCGGGCUGGGUGUGCUGGGCAAGGUGUAAGAGUGUCACCAGCAAAGGGUCUUGGCUUUGAAUGCAGCAUUUUAUUGGGCAAGGUGGCAUGUUCCCUAUUUCAUUAUCAGUGUCAGAGAUGUGACCAGCCUUAAUCCUGAAAGUGUUUUUUUUUUUUUUUUUUUAAUUCUGUUAAUAUAAGCUAUAGAGAGAUGCCAUCUUGUCAAUGUUUUGGACAAAGUGGAGCAUCAUGUAGACUCUACAGAAGGGGAAGUAAGACUGCAAAUCACAAAAUGAAUUGCCACAUCAGUGAUGUAAACACCCCUAGUUGCACUGCAUUUGUGUGCUUUUUUGUUCUGACUGGUUUUUUAUGCUUUCUUGCAACUGGCUCUAUUUUUUUUAAAUUUUUAGCAGCAUUUGAUUUCUCUUCAUGUGGAUAGAUCCAUGUGCUUGCCAAAGCCUGCUGUCAUUCUUCAUGCCAUUCACUGUUGGUUGAUUACACCAAGCCCAUUUAUUUUGUCGGCCCUGCCUUCUGCUCUUCACUUAGCUUUGACUUCAGACUGAAACUCUACAUAUCUCCUUUUAGAAAUACUAACAGAAUAGUUUCAGGUGUCUAAUAUGCAUAAAAGCCACAAUAGGUUUCCUUGCCAAAAUCAUUUGCAUCUAAGAAGUACCAGGUGGUUUUCUCAGUCUAUUUGAUGCUAGAACAGGGAAACACUCAGCAUAUUUUUCUCAAUUUACUAUCAGUAAACCCGUCACAACCUUGAUACCUUGAUCUGUUUUUUUUUGUUAGGUGUGAGAUCAGCAAUCCAACCCAUUCACUACUUCUUUGGAAAAGAAGUGGAAAAAAAGCAUGGAACGUGUGUUCUCUUCUCCAUCCCUCUCUUUUUGUUUUAAAACAAAACAACAAAAGGCGUAAGGCCUUAGCAUGAUGACAGUAGGCGAUUCUUCUCAUUUCCAUGAUGCUUACAAUUUCCUCUUCUUUUUGGAAUUAUGGAACAUAGGGUGGCAGAAGCAGUAACAGGAAACCAGUAAACAAACAUGGAGAAAAGGCAGAAGAAAGGAAAGCAGAGAAAGGGACGCUCAAAAAUAGGCAAAGGCUAGAACUGACAUGGGUGGUGGUGGGUGGCAAGCAUCUUGUUUCGAGUGGGAAGCAUUCAGUGGCUGCUUGGGAAGUGUAAGGACUGGACAGCAGCAGAGUGCUCAAGGAAAGGCUGCAGGCAGCUUUGGUUGCUCUGUUUUUGGGAAGAUGCAGCCACUCCCACUCACUGCUGUCUCCAUUCCCAGACCUGUGGCACACCUGUUCAGAGCUGAGGUGCAGCAGCAAAGCACAGGUUACCCACAGCUGCAGUGGAUGCAGUGGAACAAAGAAAGUGCUGUAAAGACAGAAGUGCUCUGUAGUACUGAGAGCUCAGGCAAAAGAAUUGAAGGAUGUAUUUUAAAAUGCUACUUAUCUUUCCACCUAAACCAAACACGGAUUGCUUUAAUAGGCCUCCUCUGAAAAUGUUAUUCAAACAAAAAAUAUUAAACCAAAGAAAUAUUAUUCUUCAGAAAACUCUUCUUAACCAAGCUGUUGCAAUUACUGCCUCUCAUUUCUUUCCUAUUCAGCAGUUCUUGAUUCUGUUCCCAGGCAUUCAUACCAUUUAAGAGGACAGACAUGAAAGCUGUGGGCUCUACAUUUUACUCAAGGUGUGACAGCCAGAGGAAUCUGCAGAGGGUGGUUCAGAUCCUACUUGAGCCAAAUUUUCCUUCAGCAGUUCCAUGCCAUGGGCCUUCAAAUAUAUAGGUAGUCAGGUGAAUGUAAUUAGACCCAAAAAAGAAAUCUGAGUAUAUAAAUCAGUAUAUAUCAGAGAAAUAAAUCAGUAUAAAAUUCUUGAUUUGAUCCCAUAGUAAACCAUUAUCAAAAAAGGAAAUAAUUACAGUAAAGUUUAUGUAAAACACAAUCCAAAUGUAUUAUAAGUGCUGGUUAGGUAACUGGACUUUACUUGUAGCAACUUUUUGUAAGUAACUCAAAAUUUGUGCAGGAAUAGCAGGACUGAUCCUUCUCCAGUUGCAAGAGGGCAGUUGAGUCUGGGACUCAUGUCAAAAGGCAGGAUGUUCCUAUUGCUCAGUAUGUUUGGAUUUCUGUUCCAGAAGCCAACGUUGGUGUUUCCUUAGUUUCUAUAGCUGUUUGUGGGAUACCUUCAAGACCCUACUAAGUGAUUUUGCCCUUUGCAGCACAUAUCUCGCUUAGUUUGUGCACUGAUGUCGUGUGAAAAACAGAAAGAAACCGAAACCUCAAAUGUUUUUUGUUUUUUAAUGAUAUCCCUCAAAGUAUUGUCAUGUCUGUUCCAGUGAUGUGAAGAUCCAUGUGACUCGCACUGUUUGCAAAGGAAAGCAGGUUGUGUCCACUUAAUUACUAAGUGGCACCCGCAUAAUGGGUGUGUGUUAAACCAGAGGAUUAAGGCCAGAUGUGCUUUACCAGUUUUCUAGGAUGAAGGGACAAUUGCCACUGUCCCAUUGUGUGUGGUGCUGCAGAGCUCAUAAAGCUGGUGCUGCCUUCAGCUGCUCUCAGUGGGGCUGAGGAAGAAGAUGAGGCCAUAAGGAUAAAAUGUAAAUUAUUGCAACAAGUGUUGCAUUGGUGGUUCUGAAAAAGGGCUGUAGUAGAGGAGUAUUUUAGUUUCAGUCCUCUGCAGGACUGUAAGCCUUUAGGGUAAACAAAGACAUGUUUAUGUAAUAUCCUCCAUUAUUCCUUCAUUAGCUUUGGCUCUGCCUCUUUCCCACAGAAGCCCCUGUCCCAGCUCCCCAGCUCUCCCCUCCCAGCCGCCAAAAAAGUUAAUUUUUUUAAUGUCGUGGCUGAGAGGGUCAACUUUAACCAGAGAUUUGCUGUUACUGUGGUCAUUUGUAAAGACCAAAGCCAAUCCCAAGCAUUCUGUUGCUGAAAUUUAAUUUUCUAUUAACUUCAUUGCAAAUUCUUGAGAUGGGGGAUAAGGGGGAGGGUGGAUCUGUCCAUGCAAUGGAGCUGGAAGUGGUACUGCCAUAACACCAUGGUUUUUUCAACCACCUGUUGCACCCAGGACAUGUGUGACACUGUAUUCUUUUGGAAUUCAGUAAAUAUCCUUUCAAAAGGAACUCCAGGCAUGAACACAGACACACAUUGCAUGAAAUAAAAAUGGUUUCCUGUAAUUUUGUGAAACGGUGCUGUUGGGUAGUACUUUACACAUUUCUGGUCUGUUUUUCCUUUUCUUGCUACUAUGUACCCUGGUGUUGUGGUUUCAGGUGCAAAAUAGCUUGAUUUAUUUUUAAGCAGUAUCUGGUAAUUAGCUUAAUUUCUGCUUUUUAGUUCAGUUAUAGGUAUACAGAAUAAAGUAAUGGAAAAGCUGCGUUACUGAUUUGUGAAGCAAGCUAAGGCAUUUUUAAUGUAAAAUUCCAUAUUAGAAUACACCCCAGCCCAAAAUGGUAACUUGAAAAUGUAACAAACUAGGUAAACGCAUUACAACCAUUUCAUUUUUUAGAUGCAGGUUUAGCUUUGUAGCUUGGUUUGUUCACUGUUUUUAGCAGAGGAAAGGCUUUUCUCACACUGAGCACUGUGCAGCUGGUGACAGCCCAGCACAGCAGUGGAAAUGCAGCAAUGGAGAUGGUCCUGGUCUUCUGCUGCCCUUACAAAUUCUUGUCUCCUCAUCUCACAUGGAAAAUAGCUUCAUGGUGGCAGCUAUUUCUGCAAGGGACAGCUAAUGAAGGCAUGGGGAAAUUCUGUAGAAAAAUAAUGUUCUUUGCAGUCUUUCAUCUGGAAACCCAUUCCAGCAGUGCUCUGUGCAACACCAGAGCACAUCCUCUCCUCUCCCCUCCUCUCCUCUCCUCUCCAGCCCCCUGUCAGAUCACCUUACAAAAAUAUUUUACUGUCGUUCUUUAAGCUUAAAAUGCAAUUGUCUGUUCAGAUUUGUUGUUUCAUUAUGGAGUGUGUCGGAUAAUCCCUCUUGCUUUAACAAGAAAAAAAAAAAGAAAAAAAAGGUAUUUUAAACUAGUCCAAAGGUAUGGUCAUAUAUUAUAUGGAUCAUGGGUUUAAGUGUACUCCAUUUUGGUUUCCACCAUGAACAUCUAAUUCCUGUAACAAUGUUGUAUGUUUAUUUAAAGUAUAUAUAUAUAUAUAAAUUAAAUGUCAGAUUUUUUGCAUUAAGUAAGAUUUUUUAAAAUUUGAAUAUGAGCUUUGAGUACUUUAUUUAAAAAAAAAAUUAAAAAUACUUUUCCUGGAGUGUUAGGUUUCGGAAUUCAAGACUAUAUUUGUCAAAUUUAAGUUUAAAAUAUGUAGCUAUCAUUGUUUUCUGAUAUUGAAUGUAAAUAUUUGUAAAAAUAAAUUCUUUUGUAUAUUUUUGUGAAAAUGUAGUUCCCCAAAAUAUAAAAAAGAUUUAAUAAAAAAGUGCAUUUAUGUUACUGUU
Molecule: messenger RNA, 14926 nt
Organism: Motacilla alba alba
Lineage: Eukaryota; Metazoa; Chordata; Aves; Passeriformes; Motacillidae
Gene: EML5
Product: EMAP like 5
Exons: 44
Coding region: 330-6854 (2174 amino acids)
Molecular function (GO): microtubule binding
Source: RefSeq, a predicted model, not a curated record